Bombina bombina (fire-bellied toad) is the source of this 2130-nucleotide messenger RNA. RefSeq names its product zinc finger protein 862-like. Bases 1 to 1890 code for a protein of 629 amino acids. Lineage: Eukaryota; Metazoa; Chordata; Amphibia; Anura; Bombinatoridae. Gene Ontology annotation, molecular function: protein dimerization activity. The record is from RefSeq and is a predicted model, not a curated record. The transcript is spliced from 6 exons.
AUGAAACUUGAAGGUAUUCGAUCACAUGAGCUUUCAUCAGGUCAUCUGUGGAGUGUCCAGUGUGAGUCAAACCGAAAAUUAAAGCAGACUGAAACACCUGCUGGACAGGCAAUCGCUACCAUGACAAAGGCACAGACAGAGAAACUAAAACUACUGUUUCGCAACGCUCAUCUCCUUGCCAUUAAAUCGAGGCCUUUCUCUGACUUUCCAGAUUUGUGCAAACUUGACAAAAUGAAGGGUCUGGAUGUGGGAGAUACCUAUCUUAAUGCCAUAUCAGCACGUGCAGUGGUGGAGGAAGAAAUUAUUUAUGCUAGAUUUGCAAUAGAAGGCAAGGUACACACAAGAUUUGUGGCUUUGCAGUCAGUUGAAAAGGCUGAUGCUGAAACCAUUUCUCAGGCAGUAAAUGCAGCAGUUACACAACACCUUGACCAGUCGUGGAAGGAGAAACUAGUUGCAAUAGGCACUGAUGGAGCAGCAGUGAUGCUGGGAAAAAAUGGAGGAGUUGUGCAGAAGCUAAAAGGACAGAGAAAGCAUGUUGUUGCAAUUCACUGCAUGAGUCACCGCUUGGAGCUCAGUGUCAGAGACACAGCAGCCAAUAAUGAGAGUCAUCAGAAGUUAAAGGAUCUACUUCUAGGGUUAUAUUUAUUUUAUCACAAGUCAGCACUCAACCGUGCAAAUCUUAAGAACAGCUAUGCUUCUUUGAAAAUGAGGCCACUAUUGCCUACACGAGCAGAUGGGACACGAUGGGUAGGCCACUUCUGGCGUGCACUUGACCAUUUCCUCAAAGGUUACAAAGCAAUUAUACAACAUCUUGAUCAGGUCCAAUCUCCUGAUGCAAAAGGUGUGAGAGGAGAACAGCAAGCAAAGGCUAGAUGCUUUUACAGAGCUGCUACAAGUCUGUCAAUGGUCCAGUAUGCUUGUUUCAUGUAUGAUGUGCUUUUACAGCUAUGCAACUUGUCCAACACUCUUCAGAACCGAAAUGCAAGUGUUGCAGAUGUCCACAACAGUUUGGAAGUGACAAAAAAAAUACUGAUCGCUCUGAAAGAGAGGCCUGUACCUGGGUCACUUCUUCAUUCUAUUCAGUAUGAUGAAGAAGGCACAGCAAGGUUUGAAGGAGUUGAGUUGAAAGGAAAGAAUGAUGCCUUCAAGAGUUCAAAAAAGAAGUUUCUGGAAGCAAUACAGUCCAGCUUUGAAGAUUGCUUUGAAGACAUUGAAGAAGGAGUUCUUCAGGCAACAUCGGUGACAUCCUUCAAAACAUGGCCUGACAAAGAAAACUCAGAAGACUUUGGCAAUGAAGACAUUGUAACUCUGACCAGUCAGUUUCAACCAGUACUAGAGGCACAGGGUGUUAGUUGUAGGGAAAUAGUGAAUGAAUGGACAGUUCUUAAGACUAGUUUGUAUAACAAGAAUGACUGGGAGAAGAAGCUGAAAACGGUCACCUGGCCUGAACUCAACAGAGAAUUCGGAGAUAAAUGUGGCCAUCUUCUGAGUUUGAUGGACUUGAUCCUAACCUUGCCAGUCAGCACAUCAGAAUGUGAAAGAGGCUUUUCCAAAAUGAAGAUGAUCAAAAGUGACUGGCGCUCCUCCCUCAUAACUUCAACAUUGUCAGAUUUAAUGAUUGUAAACCUUCAUUCUGCACCAGUAGAUCAAUUUGAUCCAAGUGAUGCAGUAAGGCAUUGGGCAACAGCAGGACCAAGAAAGAGAAAUGUCACAUACAAAAGGUCUACAAAUGAAACAUCAAAUUUAGUAAUUGCUGAGGUUGCAGAGGUUCCAAUCCCUUUUGAUCAUCUUGAAAAUGAUGAGGAGCAAGCAGAAGAGUUUGAGGUGUCAAGACUUAAUGAGGUUUAUGAUUGUGAGUUGAACUUCCCAGAGCACUCUGACUCAGAUUGACAUCUGUUAACAGUUUCAACAAUGUUUCAUGUGCAGCAUAGAUCAGUUACUUUCUGUAUUGACUUCAAUACAAUGGCUGAGGCUCAGUUACUAAUUUUAUUUUCAAAUUUGCUUAAAAUAUAUCAAUACUAGUUCACUAAAAGUCUAAUUUCGCACUAUUCCAUAGUUCAAUGACUGUAUAAUUGGACCAAUGUCAGGAAUGUAUACAAAAAUAAAGAAUACAGGUUUGUGAGAUUAUAA